Messenger RNA from Amblyraja radiata (thorny skate), 2185 nucleotides. Its product is annotated as bcl-2-modifying factor. The transcript has 4 exons. Gene Ontology annotation, cellular component: myosin complex. The coding region runs from base 256 to 849 and encodes 197 amino acids. The record is from RefSeq and is a predicted model, not a curated record. Gene Ontology annotation, biological process: positive regulation of apoptotic process; negative regulation of autophagy; apoptotic process. Lineage: Eukaryota; Metazoa; Chordata; Chondrichthyes; Rajiformes; Rajidae.
ACAACCACCAACUUUCUGUUACUGGUGCACCUCCUUUCUCUACCCAAAGCAAUCGGACUUCCCCCUUUACUGCCAGCGAUCACUAUAUAACGUGACUUCAGAGCGUUUCUCUCUAAAUAUCGUUUCCCGAUCACUAGUGGACCAGCUUUGAAUGCGUGUUGUCAAGAUUGUCCUGAUGAUCUGGGCCCAUCCUCUGCUUCCGUUUCCAAGAGAGCUUCCCUCAGAGUACGCACCGUAAGGCCAGGGUUGGAUGCCAUGGAUCUGUGCGAGGAGGAGGAGCACGACACUGACGAUGAAGUGUUCAACCACGACCUGACGGCGCCCGACAGUGGGUACAGCGAGGCUAGCGGGAACUAUCCGCCCACCUGGAGCGCUGCCCGGCCACGCCUCUUCCACCAAUCACACCCCUGCGGACCAACGUACAGCCAGGCGGAGCAGUGUGACAGGGGCACUCAGACCUCCAGCUCCACCCCCCCACCUCUCCAGCCGCAGCCCGCCAGUCCCAUCUUACCCAGCGCAGUGGGAAGUGAGCCACAGAGACUGUUCUAUGGCACUGCAGGGAAUCGGCUCCAUUUUACAGAGGUCUAUGAGGUGCCGCGGGCCAACACAGUAUCUCGCUGCAAUCAAACCGAUCACUUACCCAUGGAUUUGCUACCGGAGGAGAGAGUGGAGAUUCGGAUUGGGCAGAAACUACGACAGAUCGGGGAUCAGUUCCACAGCUCCCAUGUUGAAAGGCGGAACAGGAAUGAAAACCGCGCCGACCAUCCAUUCUGGUGGAGGCUCCUUGUCCUCCUCUGUGCUUUAAUCUUUGACCCGAACGAGAAUGCGGAGGCCGCAGGUCAAAGGUGAGGCUGAACCCGCCCAUUCCUCCCCCGCCGAGCAAUCAACUGUUGGAGCGUUACCACGAGUGGCACUAAGCAAGAGAACAAUAGGACCCGUUUGAAGAUGCUCACCGCUGGUCGGAUGGUGUUUUUUAUAUAUAUGAACAUUCGGUGGAAAUAAAGCAUGGCUUGCCACUGACAUCCAGUAGGCACUGUUCAUCAUCACGUGCUCUUCACCUGCCAACAGUGCCUCUUCCUUCAAGAGCUGAUCUCCUGACCAAGACACCUCUGAACUCUGAGAAGAGCAUGUUGUGCUCCGUCCUCUCCAUUCCUUCGAAGCCUCCGUUUCCAUGGCAACAAAGAAAAACCACAAGACGAGUGCAUCGGUGAGGAGGAAUAUUGUCAAGAUGCGUCUUGACCAUCGGCCCACCGAAGUCGUACCAAAGAGUCUUUCGUACUUGAGCAAACAAAAUGUCACUGGAUCCCCAAUGGUGGUUUACGUGCAAUCCCUUUGAGGCUUAACCUGUGUUUUGUUUCCAUUCCACACCAGGUCCUGGCCCUUCGCUCCUAGCCCAUCAUCACCAGCACCUUCCCUCCCAUCAUAAAGCUGUAAGAUGUAACAAAGUGAACCUCCCCAAGAACCAUCCUCACUAAAAGGGGACGGGUGAGGUGUUUAAAUGUUUCUGCUCACUGAUGCACCGAGAUCACUGGCUGUCUCCUCUAUCCCUGCUGAAAGCUUCGUUUGUCAAUGGUUCAUUUAAGAUUUAACUUUACAAGUCACUUCUGAGACUAAAGAGUUUUAAGGCAUUCAAACCUGAAAUGUCCUAAUUCUCUGGCAGGCCAGUAGUUUAAGAGUGAUCAGAACAGAAGCUCCUUCCCUGGGACCUUUCCUCUCCUCUUCCCUUUCAAAGUUAAUUAGCUUUUGGAUAGAGCUGAAAAAUAUUGCCGAACAAUUAAUUUCUUUACCAAUUUUUGUUUUAAACGUGUUUGAUGGACGGGAGAGAAGAAAUGAUAGUCAGAGAUCGCAAAGGCACCUUGAAGAUGUCUACCCAAAGUCACGUUUUACAGAUAACUUUCAGGGACCAUAUCCAAGUGCUCUUAUUAAAGGAACCCUGACAGUGUGAAGCUACACUCAAUGAUACACGCAAGCAUGAGACUCAAUGAGGGAAUGGUACUGGAGGGCAGGUAUGGAUAACAUGAGUGAUCAUGGACUCGUUUCCCUUGGUGGCAACUGGUACUGUUUAUUACACACAAUAUUCCAGCAAGCAUUCAUGUGGCCUUAAUCUGCCGCUGCCAUAACCUCCUCAACACACCCUCAACGUCCCCAUUGUUAAGAUGACACCUCAAGCUGAAUAUGACAGCAU